AUGGAUGAAUCUAUUGCAUUGUUAUUCAAUAAUGCUAUACAAAAGAUAUUCAGUCAGAGUUCAAGAAAGAAUUUGGUGCUGAGAGAAGCAUGUAAAUCUGCACAAGAUGCAAUCAGAGAUUCACCUAUAUUCACUUCUUCUAUUGAACAGAAGAAUCAUAUACCUGAUAGUGAAUGGGAGAUAUUAGGUAAUAAAUUGGUGAAUCCAAUGAAAUUGGCAUGUGAAACAAGAGAACCUAAAAUAAUGAUUGCUGCAAUUGAUUCAUUGGAUAAAUUGAUUGCAUAUGGUAUUGUUAAACCAAGUUCCUACGAGGAAGUACCGCCACAAUUCACUGGUGAGAAGAAAAAACUGAUAGAGAAAAUCGUUGAUACCAUUGGACAGUAUUAUAGUUAUCUAGAUGACAGUGUUCAAUUACAAAUCAUUAGAGCAUUAUUGACAGCAGUGAUUUCACCUCAUAGUGAAGUACAUGAUUCAUGUUUGAUGAGUGCAAUUAGAGCAUGUUAUAAUAUCUAUUUAAUUAGUGACAGCUUGAAUCAUAAUCAACCGAAAUCGACCAAUACAAUCACUGCAAAGAAUACACUUUUCCAAAUGGUAGAUUUUGUACUAUCUAGAUUCGAAUCUUCAAGUCAACAGAAAAUAUUAUUACCAAAACAUUCAUCAUCUCUACCUAUAUCAUCAUCAUCAUCAAGUAAUAAUAACAACAAUGGUAAUAGUAAUAGUAGUCAAUCAAAUGGAAGUAAUAAUAGUAAUAGUAAUAAAGAUAAUAUAAAAUAUACAGAAGAGGAGAGAGCACAUAAAGAAGCGUUUUGUAAGUUGUCGACAAAGGAGAUACCCGACAAUGCAAAAGCAGAUUCACAAGAGGUCAGAAGUAAGAUAUUGUCGUUGGAGUUGCUCGCCAGAAUUCUAGAGAAUCCAUUGCCAUCGCUAAAGCUGUCGGAGAAGUUUAUUAAUACUUCGAUCAAGCGUAAUCUCUCGGUGACGCUACUCUCGAAUGGCGCCAGUGACAACCUGCCAGAGUUCAAGCUGACACUCUCGAUGUUCUCGUCGUUGAUCAUCCACUUCAAGGAGCAUCUGAAAGAGGAGAUCGGUACGUACUUCUCGCGGAUCAUACUCCACACGCUGGCAUCGUCGUCGAGCGUGCGCAAGAAGUGGCUCGUUCUGCCGACACUCUACGAGAUCUGCAAGAAUCCUCAGACGAUCGUCGAUAUCUUUGUCAACUACGAUUGCGACCCUGAGAGAAAAGACAUCUUUGAGAAGAUGGUCUAUGAGUUGUCGCGUGUCGCUCAAGGCGCCAACAUCUCUGGCAGCGGCGCCAGCGGUGGAAUCAGCGCCAACGACCGUUCGUCCGCGCAGAUCCAGCAGGAGGAAGCGAAAUGUAAGAAACUCGGACUCGAGUGUAUCGUCACAAUCAUGAAUUCGCUCGUCGAUUGGAGCAAGGAGAUCUAUGAGAGCAAGAGAAUCGAGCAACAGACACGCGCCAACGCAACGCUAAUGGCCAAUAACAACAGCAGCAGCAAUGACGAUGAACCAGAUACAUCGGACACAUUGAUCAACGGAAAUAUAUCACCAUUGAAAUCGAGCAUCGAUGAGACACAACGCAACAUCCUACUGGAACAAGGCAAACAGAAAUUCAGCAGCCACCCAAAAAAAGGCAUCGAAUUUCUCACACAAUGUGGAUUACUUAAAGAAACACCCACUGACAUUGCAGAGUUCCUCAGACAAUCGGAUUUCGAUCAAAAGAAAAUCGGUGAAUAUCUAUGUUCCCACAUUCAUUCAUUUCCAAACAAAUUACUCUAUGUAUUAUAUAAAUUUAUAGAUACCUUUGAUUUUAAGAAUAUUGAUAUUGAUCAAGCUUUAAAGUCAUUAUUAACAUGUAUACAAUUAAAUGGUGAGAAUCAAGCAAUUGAUAGAGUUGUUGAAAAGUUUGCCGAGAAAUAUUUCAAUGACAAUCCUGAAUCUAUUUAUUCAAAUGCAGAAUCAGUUUAUUUAUUAUCAUAUGGAAUCAUUAUUCUAUCAACAGACUUACACAACUCUUCUAUUAAAUCGAAAUUAACAAAGGAGGAAUGGCUAAAGAUGAAUUCGAAAUCAAACAACAAGAAUGAUUACAAAGAGGAUUUCCUUGUUGGUAUCUACGAUAGAGUAUCACAGGAAUCUUAUAAAUUGGGUUGCAAUACCAAUGAAGAUGCAGAGUUUUUAGAUACACAAGAACGUUUAUUAAGAUUCAAUAGAGAUAGUGAUUACAUUGUAAAGCAAUGUCAGGAACUGAUGAAGACAAGAAUUUCGAAAAAGACAACUUUUUACAGGGCAAGAAACAUUGAACAUGUUCGUCCGAUGUUUUUGCUUUCCUGGUGUUAUGUUCUCUCGACGCUCUCGGUGAUACUGGAUGACACCAAAGAGAAAAAGUUGAUAUCGCUGUGUCUCGAUGGUUUCUCUGCGGCGAUUCGUGUCAGUUCGACCACCGAUGGCAACUACUUGCAGGAUUCGUGGACACCGAUUCUCAAGACCAUUUGUAUUCUUGAGCGUCUACACUUGAUUGACACGUCAAAGACGACGUUGUCGCCGUCGGCCACGUCGCCAUCGGCAUUCCCAUCGGUUGUGGAAUUCUCACAAAACUCGCUGCAAAAUCAAAUCAAAAAGCUGUUGGAGGAGAAUCCAAAGGAUUUGAUAUUCGAUUCGAUUCAAGUCGAGCGAAUCUUUACCAACACUGUGUAUCUAUCGGACGAUUCGAUUGUUACUUUUGUCAGAUGUCUCUGUGAGGUGUCUGAGGAGGAGAUUAGCCACUACUCGCGCAGCUACAGUCUUAUCAAGUUGGUUGAGGUGAUCGAGUACAAUCUGAAGAGGAGAAUACGUUUGGUUUUCUAUAAUAUCUGGGAGAUUGCUGUCAGUCACUUCACCAAGAUCGGAUCGCAUCAGAAUAUUGAGAUUGCGCUGCACGCUAUCGACUCGCUCCGACAGCUCGCCUCCAAGUACAUGGAGAAGGAGGAGAUGUCGCAUUUCAACUUCCAGAACGAGUUUCUCAUGCCGUUUGAAACGAUCAUGUUGAACAAUCAGGUGCCACAGAUUCGUGAGUUGAUCAUCCGUUGCAUUUCACAUUUGGUACUGUCGAAGGCUCAGAAUAUAAAGUCUGGCUGGCAGACCAUUCUCAACGUGCUCACCAUUGGAUCGCGUGUUAGCUACGAACCGAUUGUAGUGUUGGCAUUCCAGUCGGUCGAACAAAUACUGACACACUGCUUUGGUUGCAUCGAAGACAACUUCUUUGUUGACACUGUCAAUUGUUUGACUUCUUUCUCCAACCCACAAGUACUCUUCCCAGACAUCUCAAUACGUUCACUCCAACAAUUAGAUAUGUUAACCAAGAAGAUACUUCCACCACCACAACCAGCAGCAACAACCGUCAACAAUGAAAGUGAAAAAACAAACAACAACAUUAAUCAUAAUCACCAGCAUUUUAGUCAAAAGAUAGAGUCACAACUUUUACCUAUUAUUCAAGGUUUUGCAACACCUAUCACUCAUGAGAAUGAGAGUGUAAGGUCACUAUCAUCAAAUUUAUUAUUCAAGUUAUUAAAUCAGUAUGGAUCACAAUUUACAGAUGCAACAUGGUCAUAUGUCAUCAAUAGUAUUUUACUAAAGGUAUUCAAAUCUGUUAUUGAUCUUCAAAAGCAGACACCAUUCACUGAUUUCGAAUAUAUGUGGGUAAGACAAACUUGUCCAUCUAUUCUAAUAGAAACUAUCAAUUUGUUGAGUGGACAACAUGUCCAAUUGUGUAAAUUCUAUUCUACCUUUAUGAAUCUAUUGGAAAAAUUCAUUUGUAAUUCUAAUCAACCAAUUUCAAUUUUGGGAUGUGAGUAUCUAUGUAAGUUUAUUCAGAAAUGUGCAGUCUAUUUCACUGAGGAACAUUGGAGUUUGACUUCCGACACCAUUGGAAGAGUUAUCAAGCAUCUGGUAGUCAAGGAUCCAACCGCAUCACAAUUCUGCUCACAAAUCGUUAAAUACUGGUCAUUCGUUUACUGCCUCACCAAAUUCAACUCGUCCACCGAUUCAAACGGUGUCCAAGUACCAAGCCUUAACGAAACCAACUCACUCUCUUGUCUACUCAACUUUUUAUUCCAUAUGUUCUUAAAUGAAUCAUAUCCAGAUAGACAACAAGAGAUUCAAUUAUUUUUAAAUAGUUUGUGUGCUGAUAUUUUGAAAGAUGUAUCACAACAAAUCAAACCACCUGCUAAUAUGGUAUCGAUUGUCCGUCAGAUCACCGAUGGCUUCAAUGAAUAUAAUUAUGAAAAUCAGUUCAAGAAGCAUAUCCCUAUGCUGUAUCCACACUUGAUAGAUUUGACAAUUAUCGAAAACUAUGAUAUAAGAAUGUGUAUACUAUCAAUAUUCAAUAGAUUCGGUAAAGAUAUUCCAUCAAUUACCGAAAUCCAAGAACCCACUCCACUUCCUUUGGAACCGAUUUCCGCCAUCAAGGCAAAACCUGAGGAACCAGUUGUACAGUUGAAUCCAGUCAGUGAAGCAGUUGUUGAGCAAAACCACGAACAAUCAACUCAAAAGGAGGAGAAUGAAGUGGAACAACCAGCACAGCCAAAAGAAGAACCUGAACAACAAGUUGUUGACGCCACACCAAUCGAAGCCACUGAAGAUCUCAAUGAAGAGGAGUUGAAUCACAACCACGCUGAAGAGGAUAUGACUAAACUCAUCGAAAUGAAAGAGGAAAUCAUUGAUGAACCCAUCGAUCAAGUUGUUGUUAAGGAAUCAAUCGAAAUCGAGAAUGGUGAGCAAGAUCCUAUUGAGAUGACCACAGAAAAUAACGAAACACAAAAUCAAAACAAUGAAGAGAAUGUAGAAAGCGAAGAUAUUUUAUAA
Molecule: messenger RNA, 4857 nt
Organism: Heterostelium album PN500
Lineage: Eukaryota; Evosea; Eumycetozoa; Acytosteliales; Acytosteliaceae
Product: Arf guanyl-nucleotide exchange factor
Exons: 16
Coding region: 1-4857 (1618 amino acids)
Biological process (GO): regulation of ARF protein signal transduction
Molecular function (GO): guanyl-nucleotide exchange factor activity
Source: RefSeq, a predicted model, not a curated record